AUGACCGUUUCGUAUUCUGGUAAUUUCAUGCGCCUGUUGCUGAGAUGGAAAGGCUCCAUAUGGAGAUCAGUUUGGAUUGAACUGGUUGUAUUUCUGACUUUGUAUUAUGGUAUUAUUGUUUUUUAUUUUUAUGGUAUCCCAACUAUAGACAGCAAUGGGGAAUUAGGAUACAAGAAAAAGUUUCAUGAAGUUUGCCUGGUGUUCAACGAAUAUACUAAGAAUAUACCACUCACGUUUCUCCUGGGCUUCUAUGUGUCAAAUAUUGUCUCCAGGUGGUGGCGACAAUUCGAAUGUCUCAGCUGGCCAGAAGAUUUGCUUACCCGCAACCUGAUCGACGCAGGUUUGCUGAAUGAUCAGGAGUAUGUGAGGUUGGAGAAGAUGGAGGAUCCAGCUCCUGGUGUUCGAUGGAUGGCUCCUCUUCACUGGAUUCAACAAAUAGUUACUGAAGAGGUUGAAGCUGGACGCAUACCAACUCAUUUUCUAGCCGUAUUUAUGAACGAACUCAAACAAUACCGUACAUCGUUUCGCAAAUUAUUCUGCCACGAUUGGGUGUGCGUGCCGUUGGUCUACACACAGGUUGGUCAAGACUUGAUGAGACCAUUUGGCAUGGAUGACGACGACAUCGAGUUAAGCUACAUUCUCGAUCGCAAUCUCGUCAUAUCAUUUGCCAUAGCUGACUGUCUGCAAUCCGAUAAGCCUCGUAAGUUUUCUGCAGUUCUUAUCCCAAAAAAGGAAGUACUUAGCAGGUAGUA
Messenger RNA from Strongylus vulgaris, 752 nucleotides. The record is from the annotation of a GenBank genome assembly. Lineage: Eukaryota; Metazoa; Nematoda; Chromadorea; Rhabditida; Strongylidae.